AUUGACCAUGUUGUUCUUACCGUAAAAAAUAUCCCUAUAAGCAUAGAAUUUUAUGCACGCGUUUUAGGCAUGCGAGCAAUUCAAUUCGGCGAUGCAUAUAAAAACCCACGUAUUGCUUUAAAGUUUGGCCAGCAAAAAAUUAAUUUACAUGAGGCUGGCGAUGAGUUUGAACCGAAAGCACGAACACCAACACCGGGCUCGGCUGAUUUAUGUUUAAUUACUGAAAAUGAUUUAGCACAAGCAAUGGCUUACAUGGAAAGUUGCAACGUUGAAAUUAUUGAAGGUCCCGUAGAACGUACAGGCGCAGUAGGAAAACUACAGUCCUUUUAUAUUCGCGACCCUGAUUUUAAUUUAAUAGAAAUUUCCAAUCAGAUUUAA
Messenger RNA from Priapulus caudatus, 378 nucleotides. Its product is annotated as glyoxalase domain-containing protein 5-like. The annotation marks the transcript as partial. The transcript has a single exon. Gene Ontology annotation, molecular function: metal ion binding; lactoylglutathione lyase activity. Lineage: Eukaryota; Metazoa; Priapulida; Priapulimorpha; Priapulimorphida; Priapulidae. The record is from RefSeq and is a predicted model, not a curated record.